AUGGUGAAUUGCAAGAAACAGCAGAAGAACAAGAAAAUAGCCUUAUCCUCCAAGGCGCCCCCCACCAAGGGAAGAACGUUUACUGGAUGCUGGGCAUGCAGAUUCAAGAAGCGCAGGUGUGACGAGAACAGGCCUAUUUGCUCGUUGUGCGCGAAGCAUGGAGAUAAUUGCAGUUACGACAUCAGGCUCAUGUGGCUGGAAGAGAACAUCUAUAAAGUACGCAAACAUCUGCUAAUCAAUUCCAUGCAGGCUGGCAAGUCAAAACCGGCGUGCCAGAAAAUAUCCAAGAACAGGUUUAAAGAAAUGACCCAUUUUAGACAACUUUCACCUCCAACAAGCGACUGUGAAGACAGCACACAGGCGUCCGACAGAGAAGCUGGGCUUCCCAACGAUAAUACAUUCACCAUAAGUGUCCGGAGAUUGAAGAUCUACAACAACGCAGUGGCGUCCGUCUUUGGCAGCACGGCAAACAGGAACUAUAACCAAAAGCACAUAGACAAGAAAUUGGACCAACUGCUCAGUAUGGUGGAAAAGGACAUAUCCAUUGUUAACCCGAAUUGCUCCAAGCACGGCCCCUACUCGGUUUUCAAGGCCAAUCCGGCUGCCACCGCGACUACCAGCACCACCACACUUACAGACCCGCUGCCGUCGCCGGGCCACUCCAUGUCUUCAGCUGAUGAAAACACAGCAAAUAUACUGUCAUCGCCGCCGGAGGGUGGCACAUCCUUGAUCGAUAUCAUCCAGGGCAAGAUCUUUGGAAUUCUAUGGUUCAAUUGUUACGGGAACAUGAUUAUGAACCGACAAGAAUACACGACGUGGUUCAUUAAUAAGACGAGGAGCUCGCUAACGACAGAAUUCGUACGCUUCUUGGGGAAGAUAAUCGAUGACCCGGACAUCAACAUGGCAUCAUGUCUAUUCAAUGAGUGCAUCGCCCGUUGGAAUUGCGUCGAUUGGCAGUCCAUAGCUAUCACAAUGCUGGUCAUCAUCCAUGGAUAUACCUGCCCCAAUUUGACAAAGCUCCUGCGAAUGUGGUUCCUCCAACAAAAAUCAUUAAAGUUUUCGAUGUACCCACUGGUCAACUUUAUCAUAAACAACACACAAGAUAUGGACGUUCUGUACCAUUGCAACGAAUUGCUGGGCGAUGCAGACUUAUUCGAAGACCCCUAUCAGGACGAACUUACCUCGGAACUGCAUGUCUUGGUCACGGAGCGUCUAGUGAAUAGCUGGAAGGAUAGAAUAUUGCAGCAGCUUUGUUCUUGCCAAGAUACAACACUUUCAUGUUCUCAACUUCGGUAUUGGCAGCUACAGUUAAAAUGCAAUGAACAAUUUUACAAGGAUGUCUAUACCAUGCAGGAUUAG
This is a messenger RNA of Saccharomyces kudriavzevii IFO 1802, 1359 nucleotides long. RefSeq names its product Thi2p (gene THI2). Gene Ontology annotation, molecular function: zinc ion binding; DNA-binding transcription factor activity, RNA polymerase II-specific. The transcript has a single exon. The record is from RefSeq and is a predicted model, not a curated record. Bases 1 to 1359 code for a protein of 452 amino acids. Gene Ontology annotation, biological process: positive regulation of transcription by RNA polymerase II. Lineage: Eukaryota; Fungi; Ascomycota; Saccharomycetes; Saccharomycetales; Saccharomycetaceae. Gene Ontology annotation, cellular component: nucleus.